AUGGGAAAGACCAGAAACACAUCCCUGGACACUGUGGUGACAGAUUUCAUUCUCCUGGGCUUAUCUCACCCCCCGAGGCUGAGGACUCUCCUCUUCUUGCUCUUCUUCAUCAUUUACAUCCUGACUCAGCUGGGCAACCUCCUCAUUUUGCUCACUGUGUGGGCUGACCCAAAGCUCCACACUCGCCCCAUGUACAUUCUCCUGGGCGUGCUCUCAUUCCUGGACAUGUGGCUCUCCUCCGUCAUCGUUCCUCGGAUUAUUCUAAACUUUACUCCCGCCAGCAAGAGAAUCCCGUUUGGCAGCUGUGUGGCUCAACUGUAUUUCUUUCAUUUCCUGGGCAGCACUCAGUGCUUCCUCUACACCUUGAUGGCCUAUGACAGGUACCUGGCAAUAUGCCAGCCCCUGCGCUACCCCACGCUCAUGAAUGGGAGGUUAUGCACCAUCCUUGUGGCUGGAGCUUGGAUGGCUGGCUCCGUUCAUGGGUCCAUCCAGGCCACCCUGACAUUCCGCCUGCCCUACUGUGGGCCCAACCAGGUGGAUUAUUUUUUCUGUGACAUCCCUGCAGUAUUGAGACUGGCCUGUGCAGACACGACUGUCAAUGAGCUUGUGACUUUUGUGGACAUUGGGGUAGUGGCCACCAGUUGCUUCAUGCUAAUUCUGCUCUCCUAUGCCAACAUAGUCCACGCCAUCCUGCAGAUUCACACUGCUGAUGGGCGGCGCCGAGCCUUCUCCACCUGUGGCUCCCACCUAACCGUGGUCACAGUCUACUAUGUCCCCUGUAUUUUCAUCUACCUUCGGGCUGGCUCCAAGAGUCCCCUGGAUGGGGCAGUGGCUGUGUUUUACACUGUUGUCACUCCAUUAUUGAACCCCCUCAUCUACACACUGAGGAACCAGGAAGUGAAGUCGGCUCUGAAGAGACUAGCCUCAGGUAGAGGGGCUGGGAGUGAAAAUAAGUAACUAGAGGCUCAGGGACUACCUACAUCAUCAUUGCUACAGCUCUUUUCAGCAACUGCUGCAUGUGGCAGAUGUUCAAAAGUAGUUUUGGUUUAAGCUGAAUAGAGUGUAAUUCUAUUAGGAAGAAGCUUCUAAUGCUAUGCUGUG
Messenger RNA from Bubalus bubalis (water buffalo), 1101 nucleotides. RefSeq names its product olfactory receptor 10G2-like. Bases 1 to 957 code for a protein of 318 amino acids. Gene Ontology annotation, biological process: G protein-coupled receptor signaling pathway. Gene Ontology annotation, molecular function: olfactory receptor activity; G protein-coupled receptor activity. The record is from RefSeq and is a predicted model, not a curated record. The transcript has a single exon. NCBI's taxonomy places the organism in Eukaryota, Metazoa, Chordata, Mammalia, Artiodactyla, Bovidae. Gene Ontology annotation, cellular component: membrane.